This is a messenger RNA of Synchytrium microbalum, 1458 nucleotides long. RefSeq names its product adenylosuccinate lyase (gene ADE13). Gene Ontology annotation, biological process: 'de novo' AMP biosynthetic process. Gene Ontology annotation, molecular function: (S)-2-(5-amino-1-(5-phospho-D-ribosyl)imidazole-4-carboxamido) succinate lyase (fumarate-forming) activity; N6-(1,2-dicarboxyethyl)AMP AMP-lyase (fumarate-forming) activity. Bases 1 to 1458 code for a protein of 485 amino acids. Gene Ontology annotation, cellular component: cytosol. The record is from RefSeq and is a predicted model, not a curated record. Lineage: Eukaryota; Fungi; Chytridiomycota; Chytridiomycetes; Synchytriales; Synchytriaceae. The transcript is spliced from 2 exons.
AUGACUGGAGCUAGCCCACAGGACAAAUAUGCCAGUCCGUUGACAUCUCGAUAUGCCUCUGCUGAAAUGUCAUACAACUUCUCCGAUAACAAGAAAUUCAGCACAUGGAGACAACUAUGGUUGUACCUCGCCACCGCCGAAAAGGAACUAGGCUUGACAGACAUCACCGAUGAAGCUCUCACUCAGAUGAAGGCCAAUAUACACAACAUUGACUAUGCAAUGGCCGCUAUAGAAGAAAAACGUCGUCGUCAUGAUGUCAUGGCUCACGUACACACAUUUGGUGUCGCUGCUCCAGCUGCUGCUCGUAUAAUCCAUCUAGGUGCUACAUCAUGUUACGUAGGAGAUAACGCAGACUUGAUUUGUAUCCGUGAUGGAUUUGACAUCUUGAUUCCAAAACUUGCUUCUGCUAUUCAAAGCCUCGCUGGAUUUUGUAAAACAUAUCGUGAUUUGCCUACGCUCGGCUUUACUCACUUCCAACCAGCUCAAUUGACCACCGUCGGCAAACGUGCUUCAUUAUGGGUCCAGGAACUAGUUAUAGAUUUACGAAACAUGCAACGUGCUCGUGAUGAUCUGAGGUUUAGAGGUGUCAAGGGAACUACGGGUACUCAAGCAUCCUUUAUGGCCUUGUUUGAUGGUGACCAUGAAAAAAUAGAAGCAUUGGAUAAACGAGUUACGGAAAUGGCUGGAUUCCCUUCUGCUUUUAUCGUCACUGGUCAAACAUACUCUCGUAAAGUUGACUUGGAUGCUUUGGCUUCUUUGGCUUCUUUUGGUGCUACUGCACACAAGAUGGCCACUGAUUUGCGUUUGUUACAAAACUUGAAGGAAAUCGAAGAACCAUUUGAAAAAGAUCAAAUCGGAUCCUCCGCCAUGGCGUAUAAACGUAAUCCCAUGCGAUGUGAACGUAUCUGCUCCCUAGCACGUCACUUGAUGGUGCUCAUCGGCAACGCCCAACAAACAGCUGCUCUACAAUGGCUCGAACGAACCCUAGACGACUCUGCAAAUAGACGCAUCACCAUCCCAGAAGCCUUCUUGACCGCCGACAUCAUCCUGACCCUGAUACAAAACGUCUCAGAAGGUCUCGUAGUAUACCCGAAAGUCAUUGGUCGUCGUAUAUCCCAAGAGCUGCCAUUCAUGGCUACCGAAAACAUAAUCAUGGCCAUGGUCAAAGCUGGUGGUGAUCGACAAGUAUGUCAUGAGGAGAUUCGAGUGCUGUCUCACCAGGCUGGCAGAACGGUUAAAGAGGAAGGUGGUGAGAAUGAUUUGAUUGAGAGGGUUAGGAAGACGGAAUACUUUAAGCCUAUAUGGGCACAAUUGGAUUCCUUGUUGGAUCCUACUACUUUUGUGGGUCGAGCACCACAACAGGUGGAUCGCUUCUUGGCUGAAGAAGUCACUCCUGCUUUGGCUCCUUAUAAAGCUAUGUUGGAGAAGGGUGUUAAGCAGGAGGAAGUCAACGUAUAG